Messenger RNA from Amaranthus tricolor (Joseph's coat), 2822 nucleotides. Its product is annotated as 5-methyltetrahydropteroyltriglutamate--homocysteine methyltransferase-like. The transcript has 12 exons. Gene Ontology annotation, molecular function: zinc ion binding; 5-methyltetrahydropteroyltriglutamate-homocysteine S-methyltransferase activity. NCBI's taxonomy places the organism in Eukaryota, Viridiplantae, Streptophyta, Magnoliopsida, Caryophyllales, Amaranthaceae. Bases 55 to 2478 code for a protein of 807 amino acids. The record is from RefSeq and is a predicted model, not a curated record.
GGAUUGCUAAGUGAGAAUUGUAGGAGUAGUAGGUGAAGACCAAUAAUAAUAUAAAUGAGCCAAAUCUCUCUGUCUUCCUUCGCCCUCAUCUCUCCUUCUCUUUCAUUUAUUUCUACUGCCUCUUUUUCUCACUACUCUUUCUCACUCCUUCGUUAUACAGUUUGUGCUAGUACAAGAACAAUGGCCUCACACAUUGUUGGGUACCCGCGUAUGGGACCUAAGAGAGAGUUGAAGUUUGCCUUGGAAUCCUUUUGGGAUGGGAAAAUCAAUGAAGUGGAAUUGCAAAAUGUUGCCCAUAGUUUAAGGACAUCUAUUUGGAAACAAAUGGCUGAUGCUGGGAUUAAGUAUAUUCCUAGCAACACCUUUUCAUACUAUGAUCAAGUGUUGGACACCACUGCAAUGCUUGGUGCUGUUCCUCCAAGAUAUGGAUGGAAUGGUGGAGAGAUUGGAUUCAAUGUUUAUUUCUCGAUGGCUAGGGGUAAUGCCACUGUCCCUGCAAUGGAGAUGACCAAAUGGUUUGACACCAAUUAUCACUACAUUGUCCCAGAGUUGGGUCCUGACAUGAAGUUUUCAUACGCCUCACACAAGGCCGUGGAUGAAUAUAAGGAGGCGAAGGCUCUUGGAGUUGAAACUGUACCAGUGCUUGUCGGUCCAGUGUCUUACCUGUUGUCAUCAAAGCCAGCCAAGGGAAUUGAGAAGUCCUAUCCUAUGCUUUCCCUGCUUGAUAAAAUUCUUCCUGUCUACAAGGAAGUGAUAUCUGAACUUAAGGCUGCCGGUGCAUCCUGGAUUCAGUUUGACGAACCGAAACUCGUUCUGGACCUUGAUGCUCAUCAAUUGCAAGCCUUCACGCAAGCCUAUUCAGAGCUAGAGUCUUCUUUUUCUGGUGUGAAUGUUCUUAUCGAAACCUACUUUGCUGAUAUUCCAGCAGAGGCAUAUAAAACCCUCACUGCAUUGAAGGGUGUAACUGCUUUUGGGUUUGAUCUUGUUCGUGGCACAAAGACACUUGAUUUGGUGAAGGCUGAAUUUCCUUCUGGCAAGUAUCUAUUCGCUGGGGUAGUGGAUGGGAGAAACAUUUGGGCUAAUGACCUUGCAGCUUCUCUUAGUCGCUUACAGGCUCUUGAGAGCAUUGUAGGAAAAGACAAGCUUGUUGUGUCUACUUCCUGUUCUCUUCUUCACACUGCUGUUGAUUUGGUGAAUGAGACCAAGUUGGACUCAGAGCUCAAGUCAUGGCUUGCCUUUGCCGCUCAGAAGAUUGUUGAAGUGAAUGCCUUGGCUAAGGCAUUGUCUGGUGAGAAAGAUGAGGCCUUUUUCUCAGUAAAUGCUAGUGCACAAGCUUCUAGAAAGUCUUCUCCUAGAGUGACAAAUGAGGCCGUUCAGAAGGCGGCUGCUGCCUUGAGGGGAUCAGAUCAUCGCCGUGCCACAGAUGUUAGUGCAAGAUUGGAGGCUCAACAGAACAAGUUAAAACUUCCACUCCUACCUACCACCACAAUUGGUUCUUUCCCUCAAACCAUGGAUCUCAGAAGAGUUCGCCGUGAAUUCAAGGCUAACAAGAUCUCCGAGGAAGAUUAUGUCAAGGCUAUUAAGCAAGAGAUUAAGAAUGUAGUCGAUCUUCAAGAGGAGCUUGACAUAGAUGUAUUGGUCCACGGAGAGCCAGAAAGGAAUGAUAUGGUUGAGUAUUUUGGGGAACAACUAUCUGGUUUUGCCUUCACUGUUAAUGGGUGGGUCCAAUCUUAUGGGUCUCGUUGUGUCAAGCCUCCCAUCAUCUACGGGGAUGUGAGUCGCCCAAAGCCAAUGACUGUCUUCUGGUCAACAAUGGCUCAGAGCAUGACGAAACGGCCCAUGAAGGGAAUGCUUACUGGCCCAGUUACAAUUUUGAACUGGUCUUUCGUCCGAAACGAUCAACCUAGAUUUGAGACUUGCUACCAGAUUGCUUUGGCCAUUAAGGAUGAGGUCGAGGAUCUUGAGAAGGCCGGAAUCACUGUCAUUCAGAUUGAUGAAGCUGCAUUGAGAGAGGGUUUGCCUUUGAGAAAGUCUGAGCAGCCGUUCUACUUGGAUUGGGCUGUCCACUCGUUCAGGAUAACGAACGUUGGGGUUCAAGACACAACUCAGAUUCACACUCACAUGUGCUACUCCAACUUCAACGAUAUCAUCCACUCAAUCAUUAACAUGGAUGCUGACGUGAUCACCAUUGAGAACUCGAGGUCAGAUGAAAAACUCCUUUCGGUGUUUCGUGAGGGUGUUAAAUAUGGUGCUGGCAUCGGCCCAGGUGUUUAUGACAUUCACUCUCCAAGAAUCCCAUCUACAGAAGAAAUUGUGGACCGUGUCAUCAAAAUGCUUGCUGUCCUUGAAUCUCAUAUCCUUUGGGUUAAUCCUGACUGCGGUCUGAAGACACGAAAGUAUGCUGAAGUCAAGCCAGCCCUUAGCAACAUGGUUGCUGCUGCCAAGGCUGUUCGUGCCCAACUAGCCAGCUCCAAGUGAGUCAAUGUCGUCCCAAAAACUGAUCGAGAAAAAUAAAGUGAGCUGAAGAAAAGCAAGUUUUCUGUCAAUUAAUCCUAUUUGACUUUUUCUUGAUGUGUCAAAGUUUUCCUUGCAUAAUUUUCAGACAAGGGCACCUGUAGAGCCCUUCACAUUUACAGGAAUGAAUGAAUUAAUAUUCAAGUAUUCUAGUUGUAUCAAAUUCUGUUGCUUCUUGUUCUUAUUUCUUGUUUAUUGAUCUAACUAAAAUAACGGUUACUACCAACUUAACCCUUACCUUUAUUCCUGUCCAAAACAAAUAGUUUAGCUUCAUAACUGGGCGCAACAAAUUGUUUAUAGAUUGAUAG